This is a messenger RNA of Truncatella angustata, 1383 nucleotides long. RefSeq lists its product as uncharacterized. The record is from RefSeq and is a predicted model, not a curated record. The transcript is spliced from 3 exons. The coding region runs from base 231 to 1256 and encodes 341 amino acids. NCBI's taxonomy places the organism in Eukaryota, Fungi, Ascomycota, Sordariomycetes, Amphisphaeriales, Sporocadaceae.
AAUUUACGUGCUCGUCGACUCCCAUCCCCAUAUUCCAUGUCGGCGACUUGACCGAGUCCAGCAUGAGCGAUGCUAUAGAACCAUCCGCACAGCCUCAUGCGCUAUCACGGUUUGUGCCUGUCUGUCUAUUUACGGUGGAACAGGUGGCCUUGGUCUGAUUUAGAUAUGGUGAUUGUCGCAUAGGUCGCCUGAGCUUUCUCUGAACUGACCCUAGAGGACGGGUUGUGACAAUGACGACCGAAGAUGAUUCUGCUAGCUCUAAUUUCGUCUCGAACCUGGCACUUCGAGUCAAGGCGAAAUUCAAGCCUGUCAAUCAGAAGCGGCGAAAUGUCAAGAGCAAAGCUCCUGAAGAAGGGAGAUCUGAAAAUUUAGCGACUCGAGGGAAAGGAGAACAUCAACCUCAAGAUACAAAGAAGUCUGAGAUUCAGCGGCGCCAAAGUCAAGAAGAUGCCAAGUCAAGAAACAGCAGUGGAGUUCUCGAGUCCAACAGCGCGGUCAAGCCAACACUGUUCACUCCGAAAGCAGACACGCACGAUAUCAGGGAGAAAGCCAAAAAGUGGUACGAUGAUGUCGAAUUGGAAAGAAGCACGGAAUUAUCUGCGCUUCAUCUACAUGUCUCAGAUAUAACCAUCAAACUUCCAGAAAACUCUCCUGAGAACGAGGAGUUGAAGACCUUGGUCAACUACGCCAACGACCCUCCGGCUACGGUUGAAGAUAGAAAGCGAAGUAUUGAGAUGCUGCAGACAUGUCUUAGUGACCGCAAACAGCGAGAGGAUGACAAAGUUUUGGAAGCAGAUCAAAAGCAGAAAGGGAAGCAAAGCCAGUGCGGAGCAUUCUCGACCAGAUUGCACGGUAUCAUUGACAGCCUGACUCCUCAGGUGACUAAAGUGUUCGAGUUCGUCUUGAUAGUGCUGCAAGGCGGCGUCCAAGUCCUACAGGCGACAGCGUUCCUCGCCAGCGAGAUCACAUUCCAGACGCAUUACGAGGUGGCCAUAAAAGCCAUCAUGUUGUUCGUGACUGCGUACGAAAAGUCCAGAGAGCUCACUGAUGAUGUGGUGUCCAUGUUCGACAGCAUCGGUAUGUAUGGACAAGAAAUGGAGACACUGCAGGAUGUUAUUAGAUCUGCUUCAAUGUCAAGGGCAAUCAACAGGCUGUUUGUUUCUAGCGUCACCCUCAUUGUCAGUGCUGGAUCGUACAUGAACCACGGAACUCUCUGUAAGUACAAGGACUAUCUGCACAUGAUCUGUACCGACUGAUCGUGAUGCAGCUAAGAUGGCCAAGUAUCUGGGAGGUGGGAACGACAGACUAAAUGAACUCAUCAAGGCUGUCAAGAAUGAUUAUGCCGAAUUGACCCGGGUGAUGAACUUCGCCCACGUAAUGGUC